GACUUCCUCAGCAGCUGAAGCCAGCAGCACAGAGCAUUAGGAAUGUUUUUUCCUUCUCGUGCAGCACUGAUCCGCCUUACAACAUCCUGGGCAGCUGCAGGAUAAACGCCGCAGCUGUUUCUCAUCUCUAAGGAUUCAGAUGCAGGCAAAGUACAACAGUACACUGGCUAUGCUGGAUGACGAUGGGGAGACCACCCUAAGCCUACAUUCCCAAGCCCUGACCAUUGCUCAGAGACCAGAGAGCAAGAACACAGGAUACCCAACUAUUUCUCCAUCUUGGCGCCCAGUUGCUCUAAUUCUGUUGACUUUGUGCCUGCUGUUGCUGAUUGGACUGGGGGUAUUAGGGCUUGAAUUUUUUCAGAUCAACCAACUCUCAGUCACCCAGAGGGAUAUUCUCACUCAAAAGGAAGAAAGGCUGGCAAACUUUUCCAGACAGUUGCAUUCUCUCCAGGCCCAGAACAGGAAGCUCACAGAUACUCUGCAUCACCUGGCUAAAAAGCUCUGUCGGGAGCUCUACAACAAAACUGGAGAGCACCGAUGCAGCCCCUGCCCUAAGAAAUGGAAGUGGCACAAAGAUAGUUGCUACUGUUUCUCUAAGGAAAGCAAUACUUGGCAGGGAUGUGAACAUUUCUGCGCUGCUGAGAACUCCACCCUUCUGAAGAUAGAGGCACAAGAUGUUCUGGAAUUUGUGAUGCCUCAGAGCUACUCUCAGUUUUUCUACUCUUACUGGACAGGGCUGUCCCGCAAUGGUAGCGGCAAUCCUUGGCUGUGGACGGAUGGAUCUCUCCAUUCCUCUGACUUGUUUGAGAUUGCCAUUGACUUCAGCAGCUUACGGAGCUGGGACUGUGUGACAAUAUUGAAUGGAAGGGCUUUCUCAAAGGAUUGUAAGGAGCUGAGGCGUUGUGCAUGUCAGAAGACAGCAGCAACAGUGAUGCCAGAGUGGCUGGAAUAAUCUUCCUAAAGACGAGUUGGAGGUAAAUGGACCUUCAAACAUAUCUACAAACCAAAACGGAUGAAAGCCAAGCGGGAGAAAGGACAAGAGCUCUCCGAAUCCCUGGGAUCUCUGUGAAUACAAGGAGAAGAGCAGGUCUCUCUGGCCAGUAAAAAAAGAAUCUUCUUCAUGGAAACUACCAAGGAGGAUCAGCCCCAUACACCUGGGUUUAAGCACAAACUUUUCAGUCCCAGAAAAAUCCAAUUUUGAUACUCCACCCAGCCCUGGAUUCACAUCCUCUAUGUCCGGGCCUUGUUUUUAAUUCUCAAGAUCCUAAUUUCCCUCAUUUAUACUGGUUGUUAAUAUCCCUCUGCUGUCAUUCUUACUGCUUUUAAAAGGAAAAUGAGAAAUUCUUGGACAAAAGUUAUGCCACUAACGGAAAAUUCGGUACCCCAAAGAAUGACCAUCAUUGAUCCUUUUUUUUUGGUUUGUUUUUGUUUUAUGGUACACCUCCCGCAAUUUAUAACACCUGAAUGAUUUUCUUCCUUUGAGAAUCAUUUAAAUAUUACAAUUUUCUAAACCCAUAAUGGAUUCUAAGAAUUUUUCAUUUGCCCCAGAAGUCUUCAGGGAGGAACGUUUAUCUGAGGCCUACAGCAGCCAAGGAUAUCUAUUUUAGAUCACUAUGGGAAGGAAUAAGACUCAUUUCCUCCUUUCAAGGACUUGGGAGUCCAGGGAAAAGUAAGGCUCCAGAUGUCUCUCCUUACAGGGGAUUGGUGACUUUUAAGGUCCUUUUCCCGCUAGAAAAUUACCAUCAGUCCUUUCAGGUACUUGUACAAGAAUAAAUGUGUGUGUAUAGGCUGACUGUGAGGUGAAUUUGCAGUUGUAUUCAGUGCUCUGUGCUGUGAGGGAAGGGGUGGGGUCCCAUGACAGAGUGUCGAAGCCAGGUUAUAAAUGAAUUAACUUAGUCCCAAAGAAGGCAAAUGGCUUUUUUCCCAAGCUCACAGGAAAGGUUAAAAGAACCCUUAAGACAGAAGACUAAACUCCUACAUGAAGAGACUGCCAAUCAGCACAGAAGGUGACAGGAAGAGGCAAGCCAAAGGACCCUGUACACGGUCCCAAUAGGGCCACUUACAUCCUGGGUGUUGUGUUUCAGAUCAAUUUUCAGUGAAAAUGUUGGAUGGUGGUAAGACUUCCACAAGUUACUUAGAAAUCAGUCAGCAACUUCUUUGUGUCUGAAAAGUUCCCUAAAAGUUGUCUGCCAGUUCACUUCUUGGUUGCUGGUUAUGCUGAGAAGGUGGUGUGGCUCCUGGGAAAUGAGACUAGAAUGAAGAACACAGAACAAUCUGUAUUGUCAGCACUAUCAUACUAAAUAUUCAGGCUUAUGUUGGAGCAACAGAUUGAAAUUUCAAGGGGAAAGUCAAAAUAUAUAUUCUUCAUAGAAUCUCCUGGGACAUCAAUAGAGGUAGAGAAGCUACAGAAAUGUGGGGAAAGUCCUUCCCCAGGUAUCUGUAGAUACAUUGACAAUCUGUGAAGUACCUAGAUUUUAUGGGUAAGGAUCGAUGAAAGUUGCCAAAACACGUGUUGGAAGGGUUGAUGCAUGCAAGUGUUAGCAUCCCACAAAUGUGAAUUGUAUGUGAUUAUUCUAAGAGAAAUGUAACUGUGAAUUAAAACAAGCUU
Trichosurus vulpecula (common brushtail) is the source of this 2608-nucleotide messenger RNA. RefSeq names its product C-type lectin domain family 1 member A-like. Lineage: Eukaryota; Metazoa; Chordata; Mammalia; Diprotodontia; Phalangeridae. Bases 140 to 952 code for a protein of 270 amino acids. The transcript has 6 exons. The record is from RefSeq and is a predicted model, not a curated record.